CUCCUCAUCCUCCUCCUCUUUCUCCUCAUCCUCCGCAUCUUCCUCCUCAUCCUCCUCUUCCUCCCCCCAGCAUCCUGCCACCCGCGACGGAGGGUCUGCGAAGAAGAACAAGAAGGAGCAGUGGUGGAGUGCCAAAGAAGGCUCCGCGAAGAGGAAGCAGGCGGCUGGCAAGCGACGAGAGGAAGGAGCGGAGUGGUACGAGGGUGGCGACGAAGAGUCGUGGGCCGAGGAGGGCGACGAGGGGUGGUGGGCCGAGGAGACAAGGCUCCUGCUGCCAAGAAAAAGAAAAAGAAAGCGAUGGAGGACGGGGCCGCGUACUGGGCCGAGGGCCUGGACGACGAGGCAUGGGACGAGGGCACGGGCGCGGCCUUGCCAAAGGCAGGCAAGGCCCGCCAGAAGGCGUCCAGCGCGAAGGAGGCUACGGAGUUCGAAGGCGAUGGCCUAGACGACGCCGUGGUGUUCCCAGAGGACUGGGAUGAGGACGAGCCGAGGUAGCCCCUGGCGGCGCCGCGGGGCGACUGCGGUGCUGCGGCGGUGCUGUGGCGCUGCGGUGCUCCCGCGGCGGCGGGCCCAGAAGCCCCCCCUGCAGUGCUGCGGCGGCGGGCUCUGCGCACGCCCUCGCCCCGGCCGCGCGCCGUGCGCGGCCGCGCGCCAUCGCCGGCGCGGCCCGGCACGGGCGCGACCGCUUGCAGGCGCAAGCGGCACCGGCACGGCCUCGAGGCAGGCGGGUUCGGGCGCGAACGCGAGCGGGGCGUGCGUCUGCGCGGCCGCGAGCGGGGCUGAGGGCCAGGCCACAAUGCCCUCCGCCGCUUCUCCCUGGC
Molecule: messenger RNA, 821 nt
Organism: Prorocentrum cordatum
Lineage: Eukaryota; Dinophyceae; Prorocentrales; Prorocentraceae
Source: the annotation of a GenBank genome assembly